CUUAACUGAUUAGUGAGGGGAAAAAAAACAGACAAGAAAAAAAGAAAGUCAUGCCGCAGCAGUAAUGGAGCUACGAGGGGAGUUGCUGAAGUCCAUCUGGUAUGCUUUCACUGCUCUGGACGUGGAGAAGAGUGGCAAGGUCUCCAAAUCACAGUUGAAGGUCUUGUCUCACAAUUUGUGCACGGUCCUGAGUAUCCCUCAUGACCCUGUUGCACUGGAGGAGCACUUUCGGGAUGAUGACGACGGCCCUGUGUCCAGCCAGGGCUACAUGCCCUACCUCAACAAGUACAUCCUGGACAAGGUGGAGGAAGGGGCCUUUGUGAAGGAGAACUUUGAUGAGCUGUGCUGGACGCUCACGGCCAAGAAGAACUAUCGCCCAGAGAAGAAUGGCAAGAGUGUCUUGAGCAUGCACGACGCCUUCCGCCUUUGGUGCCUCUUCAACUUCCUGUCUGAGGACAGGUACCCUCUGGUCAUGGUGCCUGAUGAGGUGGAAUACCUGCUGAAGAAGGUAUGCGUGGCCAUGAGUAUGGAGUUGAAUUGCGUGGAACUGGAAGACUACAUUUCCCAAGAGGCUGUGCAGCAGAGCGGCAUCACAGUCUGGCACUUCCUAGAUCUGGUGAACUCUGGGAAGAUAACACGGGGUAUUGACAAGCAGACGAUCAGCAUGGCUAUUGAGGAAGUGUACCGAGAAAUUGUGGGGGACGUGCUCAAAGAGGGCUACCUGUGGAAAAGAGGUCAGCUGCGGAGGAACUGGACGGAGCGAUGGUUCACCUUGCGGCCCAACUCCCUGGCCUACUUCGUCAGCGAGGACCGGAAGGAACGCAAGGGCAGCAUCUCUCUGGACAGGAACUGCUGCGUGGAGGUGUUACCAGACAAGGAUGGAAAGCGGUGUAUGUUCUGCGUGAAAACGCCAGCCAAGACCUACGAGAUGAGCGCAUCAGACACCAAGCAACGUCAGGAAUGGACCACAGGUGAGAAAGCGCGGGCCAGCAUGCAGGCGGAGAUGGCGCUGAAGGAGGCCGAGGCCGACAGGCAGAGGAAGAGGAUCCGGGAGCUGGAGGAGAUGCAGCAGCGCCUGGAGGAGGCCCUGCACCUGGAGAUCAAGGCCAGGCAGGAUGAAGAGGCCUUCCGCUACGCACAGGCCAGGCUGCUGGCGGAGGAAGAGGAGAAGCUGAAGGCCCUGAUGGCUUUGAAGGAGGAGCAGGAGGAGUACAUCCUCAAGACCCAAAGAGAGAAGCAGGAGCUCAAGCAGGAGAUGGAAAGCAAGUCCCGGUCCCUGGAUGAGGCCCAGCGCCAGCUGGAGGAAGUGAGGGCCAACCGGCACAGGGUGGACCAGGAUGUGGUGGCUGCCCAGAGGAAGCUUCGGCAGGCCAGCACCAACGUCAAGCACUGGAAUGUGCAGAUGAAUCGGCUGAUGCACCCUAUAGGGCCUGGAGAGAAGAGGCCUUCUGGAAGUUUCUCCAGUUUCCGCGUUCCCAUGCAGAAGGACCCAGGGCUGAAGCUGCAGCUGCGCCAGAGGUCGGAGGAGAAGGAUGAAGAGAGCAAGGAGAAUGUGAACCGCGGCGAGGGGGCCAAGCGCCUCUCACAGGCCUCUGACAGCGACAUGGACACCGUGCCCUGAGAGGUGAACUCUUACCGACCAAUCAGACUCCGGCUUCCAUGACCUUUGACUUCCCUAAUGGAAGCACAGAACUUCUAUGAAGACUAAAGAGCAGAACAAACUUGCUGUAACCUAGGAUUUCCCAAUUUUUCUUUCUUUUGUUUUUAAACCGCCAAAUUGGGCUGUUGAUUAUGAGUAGAACUGAAUUAGCAGCCGGAUAUGUUUUUGCUGCAUAUCAGCCUUCUUUCUAUGACAGCAGACAGAGAAUAAGGAGAAUCUCUUUUUUAAUAAUCUUCCUGUCGGAUGAGAGUGUCAGACACGCUGAAAGUUAUUUCUCAGAAGUGAUCGUCCACCAGAAAAUACACCCCUUACUUGGAUGAAGUUUGUGAUCAAGGAGAACAUCACUAGAAUUUGCAAGAUGUUUAGAUAUUUUAAAUAUUUCUACCUAAAUGUAACAAAAAAUGUUUGUACUUCUGUUUAAGAGUUAUCUUAAAUGAAAAUAGGGGUCAUCUGCAUUUUGGCAAGUAUUUCAGGUACUUUAAAACCAACAGUUUUUAACUGCUAGCAGUCAGUCAGGAGAUUAUUUGCAGAAAUUAACAAUUGUUCAGAGUAGUUUAAACUAAGCAAAACCCCUGUUCACUUCCUGGCUCCUUUCCAGAGAAGACAGUAAUCGACUCUUCUUAGCUGAUGUCAUAUGGUGUUUCCCAGGCCACUAAGCCGGGGUGAAAACAGAGCACUAGUGAACUGGGAUUAGAAAUUAGGCUUCGCAUUACAGUGCUCACAUGGAGCAAAGGUUAAAGAUCAUGCUUUGAGCUCUGCUUUCCUGUUGUGUAUCUUAUUUUUGCGGAGUGAAAUUAGUUAUAAAACACUGGCCCACUGAUCAAAGCAAGUCGUCACAUGGAGUUGAACACUUUAUUUCCACUUGAAAACUAUUAGGUAUCCAGGAUUUACAUCCCCGUUUAUGUGUUGGUCUUCAAAACCUUGCUUUUGCACAUUUUCUAGUUCUGAAUUAUUUCUAAAUAUGCAAAAAUACUUGUCUUAAGGGCUAAAUUUCUAAUUUUUCUGAAACUUAAAAUCUCUACUAUUUUCUAACCCCCUACACCUGGACUGUUCAUUUCUUCGUCGGCUCUGUUCACCACCAUGACCUCUUGCAUUAGCUUGGUAAAGAUGAAGACUGCGGCCAUUUUCCUGAACCUUCUGCAUGGUGGUGCAGGCUUGAGCUGUGUCAGAAAGGCAAAAGGCUUUACAGGUGACCUGAUCACAGGUCUCUGUCUCACCACAAAAAAGAGGAUUCUAAACUAGGUGCAUUUAUAAUAAACUUUUUAUGCUUCUAAAAAAUGAAAAUAAUGAUGAAAAGCAGAGAAAACCUGUAAAAGUAAUGCGCUGGAAAGGAAGAUGUCAGUAAUGCAAUGAAAUAUUAAGAUUUUAGGUUUCUGCAAGACGUAAUUUUUCCUUUGGAAAGCAAAGUACAGAUCCAAAUGGACUAACGUUUGGCUUAAUCAGAAAUAAAGUCAAACAGUAUUAUAAUAUAAUUUCCUUAGUUUGUUUGUCAUAGAAGAUACUUUCAUAACUCUUGGACCAACUCUGUAGUUGUCCUUGUAAUGGUAAAUGCACAUACAGAUUAUAAAACAUGCGAAAAUGAGAAAACUUGGAAGAGCUUCUGCUGUGAAUGUCUUUUCUGGGUAGAUCAUAAGGGUGUUAUUGGUAAGAAUCAUUCAGACACCUGUCUUCAGUAUCAUUCCCAUGUAUUUUCAAAUGAAAAUGUUUCUCUGACAUCUAACACAUCCCUAGAAACAAUGAAAAAAUUAUCUUGAUCUCAUUUGCAUAAUUCCACAUCCUUAGUCCCAUAUUUAGAAACCUUCUUUUGAAUACUGUACAGCCACAUUCUGGAUUCAUGAAGUGUGAGUACCUUUAAUUCUAAAAAAUAAACCAGAUAUUGUCCUGGAAAACAGUCCUUGAGCCUAACAGACCUACAGAGCAUUUUCAGUUUUGUUGCCAUGAACGAUGCUUUUAGAUAACCUUUACAUAUGCAAAGGCCUUCCCUUUAGAUGAUGUAGUUAUUCUGGCAAGGACAUGGUUACCUAUAGUGUAUAGAUUUUCAUUUUUAAAGGAAAUGAAAUUACUGGUUCAGAAACACGUACACACCCUUCACUAUUCAAGCUGCCAGGAAAACCAAGCUGAAAAAUCAAGAUUUAAAAACUCUGGUCUGCCUGUAUGCAGUCUCUCCAAAGAGCAGUCAACAAAAUAUGAGAGUGUUUGUCAAAAUGCAUUGUAUCUGCUUACUGUAAAACAUAGUUUGAAAUUGUACAGUUUUUGUAAUUGCUGUUAUUUUAUUUUAGUUAUUGAAAUAGUAAUGGGACUGAAAUGCCUUUAUUUUGCCUGUCUCAUCAUGUUGUAGGUAUACUGUACAUUGACUGCUGGGUGACAUUAAAUGCUCCUGUUAUGCACAGACUGUGA
Messenger RNA from Lepisosteus oculatus (spotted gar), 4057 nucleotides. NCBI's taxonomy places the organism in Eukaryota, Metazoa, Chordata, Actinopteri, Semionotiformes, Lepisosteidae. The record is from RefSeq and is a predicted model, not a curated record.